AUGCAGCCUGCACGAUUGACAUUCCUCUAUCCGCACCUAUUCCGGACGAUACGCGCCGGCGAAACGGCGGCGACGACGACAAGCCGCGCGGCGUCGAAAUCAUGUCGGAGACGGACUCCCGCCGAGGUUCGGGGACGGGGGUACGCCGCGUUCGCGCCUACGCCUGGGGCGCAGCAGUCGGGGUUCGCGCCGAGACACGGGAAGGGCAUCGAGCCUGAGGCGAGUCCCGGGCAGGCUGCGGUCGGGGCGUCCAAGGGGGCGAGCGAUGACGGGGUGAAUCCCAAGACGGCGGCUGCGGCAGCGGGGGCUGGGACGGCGACGGCGACGGCGACGAAUACGGUAUCGAAUGCGGCGGAUAACAACGCGGCGAAUGCGACGGCUGCUGCGUCUGGAGAGCAACAACCCCCCGAAGAAGCAGAGGAAGCCAAAGCCGCGAAACAAGAAGCCCGCGACCAAGCAAAGAAGAGCGGGCCCCUCGAAGCCAUCCUGCACAUGGGACCCCCCGAACAAGUCGCCAAACAACACCCGCACAUGGCGCCCACGCCCUACGUACACCAUUUCGACAGCUACUCUCUCGUCAAAGACCUCGAGGGCGGCGGGUACAGCAAAGACCAGGCCAUUACGCUGAUGAAGGCGAUCCGGGCGAUUCUGGCGCAGAACCUUGAUGUUGCGCAGGAGAGCCUGGUGAGCAAGAGCGAUGUGGAGAAUGAGACGUAUUUGUUCCGGGCGGCGUGUUCGGAGCUGAGUACGGAAGUCAAGAAUAAUCAGAAGCUUGCGGAUGAGGAGAUGAGGCAGAAGAGGACGUUGUUGCAGCACGAGGUUGAUAUUUUGACGCAGGGGCUGAAUCAGGAGCUUUUGACGUUGAAUGAUAAUGUGAGGGGGAUGUUUAAUGAUCGGAAGAUGGCGGUUAGGGAGGAGCAAAAGGCUGGUGAUAGUGUCAUCCAACAAAUCAACUACAAAAUCAGCCUUCACCUAAGCAGCGACGCCAAAUCCGAGAUUGAGGGCCUGCGAUGGAUCCUGAUCCGGCGGUCGGUGAUUGGGAUCCUGUUCAUGGCGGUGUUGACGCUGGGCACGCUGCGGUACGGGACGUAUGUGAGCCAUUCGAAGCAGGCCGAGGCGGAGAGGAUGAAGAAGCAGGCCGAGAUGAUUAAGACGGCGGAUGGGAAGAGGGACCAUAGUUCUGCACCUGAUGCGGCUGAGAUUUUGGCGGCGAACUGA
Colletotrichum phormii is the source of this 1218-nucleotide messenger RNA. Its product is annotated as MOZ protein represents a chromatin-associated acetyltransferase. NCBI's taxonomy places the organism in Eukaryota, Fungi, Ascomycota, Sordariomycetes, Glomerellales, Glomerellaceae. Gene Ontology annotation, cellular component: mitochondrion. The record is from RefSeq and is a predicted model, not a curated record. The coding region runs from base 1 to 1218 and encodes 405 amino acids. The transcript has 3 exons.